Pogoniulus pusillus (Red-fronted tinkerbird) is the source of this 4945-nucleotide messenger RNA. RefSeq names its product TTK protein kinase (gene TTK). Gene Ontology annotation, biological process: chromosome segregation; mitotic spindle assembly checkpoint signaling; meiotic spindle assembly checkpoint signaling. The transcript has 23 exons. The record is from RefSeq and is a predicted model, not a curated record. Gene Ontology annotation, molecular function: ATP binding; protein serine/threonine kinase activity; protein serine/threonine/tyrosine kinase activity. The coding region runs from base 177 to 2768 and encodes 863 amino acids. Lineage: Eukaryota; Metazoa; Chordata; Aves; Piciformes; Lybiidae. Gene Ontology annotation, cellular component: nucleus; kinetochore.
AGGAACUUUUUCAAAAUGAAAAGCUACAUGUCUGACCUCUGUUGGAUUCUUGAAGUUGUCUGAGAAGCCCGACCCUCAUCCACGUUGUUUUUGAUAAGACAUUUACAUACUGUAGGAGAGAUUUUCUGCAUAUACUACAAGUCAAACCCGGAACAGCUAAGCAGCGCACCAGAAAUAUGGAGGAAGAAGACCUACGUGAAAGAGGAUUGCCACAAAUUGCUUCAAUCAUGAAUAGAGUUAGAGACUUGAGAAACAAAUACAGAAAUGAAGAUAAUGUGACAGAUGAGCUUAACUGCACCAAAAUCUCAGCUGAUACAACAGACAACUCUGGAACUGUUAAUCAAAUAAUGAUGACAACAAAUAAUCCAGAAGAUUGGCUGUGUUUUUUGCUUAAACUGGAGAAAAAGGGUAUUCCUCAGAUGGAUGGUAGCCUGCUGAAUAGACUCAUUGGGCGUUACAGUCAAGCAGUGACUGCGUUACCUGCAGAGAAGCAUAGUCAGGACGAGAACUAUGCUCGCAUCCUUGUGAGAUUUGCUGAGUUGAAAAUUCUUCAAGAUCCAGAGGAGGCACGGGACCAGUUUCAUCUGGCCAGACUGAACUGCAAGAAAUUCGCUUUUGUGCAUGUGGCUUUUGCACAAUUUGAGCUAUCACAAGGAAAUGUGAAGAAGUGUAAGCACCUCCUUCUGAAAGCUGUGGAGUGCUCUGCUGUUCCACCAGAAAUGCUGGAAACUGCCCUACAAAACUUCCAUUUGAAUAAAAAACAGUUGCUUUCAGAUGAAGAGAAAGAGAACUUAACAGUGCCAAGUACACACGAGACUGGACCUCAGAGCACAGCUGGAAAUUACACAAGCGUUAAAAAGAACGAUUCCAGUGAAAAUUUUUCUAUUGUUACCAGACAUUUGUUUGGCGGGGAGAAGUCACGGGAGCUUGAUGCUCUAGUGAAUAACCACAAUCCACUGAGACCACUAGACAAAAGUAACCAGGUCUGUCCCUUUGGGAGGGUUCCUGUUCAACUAGUAAGUGAUGAUGAUGAGGAGGAUGUGAAAGCGAUGGAUGUCCCAUUUACAGCUAGUGUUAUGAAGAGGCAAAUAUCCAGAUCCAAACGUACAGCCUUGAUUGCACAUUUUCCACCACCAGAACCAAAAUCUUGUGGGGGUGAAUUGUCUGAUCAGGUAUCAGAUGAGAACAGCUCAGAAACUGCUACCAAUUCGACUUUAACUCUCAAAAGCAAAAUGGAUACAAGUCUUGUGAUGAAAAGAGAAGAAAAUAAAGUCCUGCAUCAGGAGCUGAAGGUACCAGAGCCAAGGAGUCUGGAAAAUCAACAGCAACAAUUUCAUUCUGGGGAAAGCUGUAGAAAACAAUUGGAACAGAUGAAACUCAACUGUGUUAGUGCCAGCAAAAAAUGGCCAGUUCAAGAAGUGACACAGAAAGGCUGCUAUCAAGAGAUGAAACAGUCAAGCCUUGAGCAAUCUGGUCAUACUGUUUCAAAGGAAUUAUCACCAUCAGAUGCUGCUUCUAGGACAAGCGGUCCACCACGUGUGUCUGGAACACCAAGCACUAUGUAUAAUGACUACAUGGACUGUUUCAGAACACCGAUUGUACAGAACAAAUUUCUACCAGGUCAAAUUUCUGCUUCCUACAGCCAGCUCCCAUAUUUUCUACCACAUACUCCAAGUGGAUUUCAAAAUCAAACUGGUUUGCAGGUUCCAGCUCCUCUCCCUUCACAUGAAUGUCUUACUAUUAAAGGAAGAAUUUAUACAAUAUUAAAGCAGAUAGGUAGUGGAGGCUCAAGUACGGUGUUUCAGGUCCUGGAUGAAAAGAAGCAGCUGUAUGCUGUCAAAUAUGUGAACCUGGAGGAAGCCGAUAAACAGACUGUUGAGAGCUACAAGAAUGAAAUUGCUCAUUUGAGCAAGCUGCAGCAACACAGCGAUAAGAUCAUCCGCCUUUAUGGCUAUGAAAUUACUGAUCAGCAUAUCUACAUGGUAAUGGAGUGUGGAAAUAUUGAUCUCAAUAGCUGGCUCAAAAAGAAAAAAAGCAUUGAUGCAUUGGAACGAAAGAGCUAUUGGAAAAACAUGCUGGAAGCUGUUCACACAAUCCACGAAUAUGGCAUCAUUCACAGUGACCUGAAACCAGCAAACUUUCUGAUAGUUGAUGGAAUGUUAAAGCUAAUUGACUUUGGCAUUGCAAACCAAAUGCAACCAGAUGUUACAAGCAUCAUUAAAGACUCUCAGGUUGGCACAAUGAAUUAUAUGCCACCAGAAGCAAUAAAAGAUAUGUCUUCCUAUGGAGAAAAUGGGAAACCUCGCUCUAAGAUAAGUCCCAAAAGUGAUGUGUGGUCGUUGGGAUGCAUUUUGUACUGUAUGACAUACAGGAGGACUCCAUUUCAACAUAUAACAAAUCCACUUAAUAAACUGCAUGCUAUUGUUGAUCCUAGCUAUGAAAUAGAGUUUCCAGAUAUUGCUGAGAAAGAUCUUCAAGAUGUGCUAAAGCGCUGUUUAAUAAGGAAUCCUAAACAAAGAAUAUCUGUUUCGGAGUUGCUGGUACAUCCCUAUGUUCAAAUUCAAAGUCAUUGCCAAACAGGUGUUCCAAAUGCAAAAGGAACAACAGAGGAAGUGAAACGUAUCCUUGGCCAACUAGUUGGCUUGAAUUCUCCCAACUCUAUUUCUAGAGCUGCGAGGACUUUAUAUGAACAGUGCAGCAGCGGCAAGCGUCUUGAUGUAUCAGCAUUUGCAAAACAUGGGAGCCAAAAGUCAUGGCCAACAAAAUGAUGUUCAGCUCUUCAGGAUGCAACAGAGAUGACUGAGUGAGAGAUGACUUGUGGCAUGGGAACUGAAACACUAUGUCUGGCUUUCUCUGGAGAGGAAGAAAAGUAUUGGCCUCUUGAGAAAGCUGAAGAAAAUCUUUACUCUGCAGAAAUGCCUUUUCAAGAAGAGCUACCACUGCAGUGUCUCCCAGCUCCUUACCUAUGUUGCAGAUAUUGAAAUAUUUCUAUGUGAUUAAUGUUAUCCUUAACUUUCACUGAUUUGCUUCUCUGGUUAGUGUUGAAUAUGCAAAGAAGCAGUGCUACAUGCCUUAAUUUUAUCUUGUUUUUCCAUUGUAGCGUAUGGUUUAUCAAUCCCUUCUCUUGUGCCAUGGCUGCUAAAAGAACCCACAGGAAACACAGCUGGUGUGAGAGAUUGCUUAUGAAAGAGGACUGGGGCUGAUGAGAGGCAGUGGGUUGUUAUCAGUCAUCUCUUUUAAAUAAAAAUUUUCCAUUGUAAAUGGGAUUUGUACUUCUCUGCCUCAAAGACAAGAUGUCUACCUACCUUGGCAGCUGCCACUUACUGGCCCUCAGACUAGUCCUGGUUUUCCUAUUUACAGACAAUUAUCUCCCUUUUCAGAUUCUGCUCUCUGAAGUACAGAAUAGAUGUGCAGAAGUAGCUUUAAAAGACAGAAGAUGCAUGUCUGACAUGUCAGGUAACAGAGGCUGCUGCCUGAAGCUUUCUCAGGGUCACAAAAUAUCCAUCAUGUUACUGCCACCCUCAAGGCCACAGUUCAAGACCCUGUGUAUGUAUGAAAUGGGGAGAGAAGGUGAUUGACAAAACCAGACUGUGGCUGUUACUGGAUACAUGUAUAGUGUAAUGCUAUGGCAGCUACAACUAUGUGAAGAGUACAAAGGCAAAUGAGAACACUUCAGUGAGGUCCCUCUAAUUCUUAUUUGAAAAAAUGGGUCUGGAAACUUAUAGCCUUUAAUUCUGUGCUUCAAAGAACCUUUAAGACAAAGAGGCUUAACUGCAAAGAGUAGCUUCAUUUUUAUUUAUGGAUGAGUAUAACAUUUGCUCAGUCUGAACAGGUCUAUAUCUGGUUAGAAUUCAAAUUCUAAACUGAGUUUUAAGCUUUGAAAGCUUUGUUCUUUCAGCCUGUCUUGGUGUGCCAACACCUAGAAUUCAGUCUUUGACAAAUGCAAGGAAAGGAGGCUGUUGUCUUGCAUAACCCCUUGCUUUUAGGGCACUUGUGCAAGGAACAAGACAAGUCUUUCCCUGUGGCCCUGGAGGAGUCAGACUACUGCUUCUUGUCUGGCUUUUUUGAUGGCACUCUAAGCUGAUGAAUGUAGGUGGGUGGGAAGGGAAUGGCUAAAUCCCUGACAGUGGAGUGAGUUAAUAAUCUGAAGGAAAGUGGUCAAGCUCUCACUCUAUUUUGGUCUCUCCUACAGGCUUUCUCUUCUUUUAUUAAGCACCCGAGAGUGGUUUCAUGCUAAACAGAUAAACUAAUUCUGGAGAAGACCUGAUAAGUUUCAAAUUUAAACAGCUGAAGUAAGCUUGAGUUCUAGUCUGCCCCUGAGGUCUGGCUUGCUCCUGAACUCCUCAGCAACAACCAGUGGCUAAUCCUUGCAGGUGCCAAUUAUGGCAAGAAGUCUAAACUUCUGCUAAUACGGAAGUAUUCCCUUCCUGCUCAGUGCAUGCAUUGCCUUGCAACUCAGAUCUCUGUGCCCACAAUCAGUAUUUGAGAGAAAACUUGUAAGAUAAAGGCUGUGAAUAAUGGAGCAGGUGCUGUAGUGUGAUCACUUGUAGGAUACAGAGGUGUGCACCUUUAGGGAAAUAGCAGUCUUUGUGCAGCCUGCCCCUACACUUUCAUGGGAGUUGCUGAAAUGAAACCUGAGAUAAAAAUCUGACUCUUCACCUCAAUUCUUCCCAUUGGCAGGUAGAAUAUCCACAGCUAAACAGUGAUGCAAGCUCUAUCAGAUGCAUUGCUAAAAUCCAGGCAGCUCUUGCAAUGGAAGAGAUGACUAAUUCAAUGAGAAAUAGGGAUGCCACUAUUCUGAACCCUUAAUAAACACAAGGAAAAUGUCGAUGAUUAAACAGCAUCAGCCCUUUGGUCUUGACUUAAAGUAUUGUAAAGAUCUCUGUUGUCUCUGUACACACUUAAUGUUGUGGCAAGUGCUAGUAAACUGAAUACCUGCUUGUUA